AUGGAUUCCGAAACCAAACAAACCAAAAUCCCGCCGAAGAAUUUCUCGAUCGAGUCUAUUGUGGGGAUCGAUCGACGCUCCCCGGAAAUCGACAUCGAGAAUAAUAUCGAUUUCAACGAUGAGGAGGUCAAGAAAGUUGGUUAUUACUUCCAAAAUCGUGUACCGAACUUCCCUUUCUUCAUGUACGAGAAAAGAAAUGAGUACCAGGGGGAGGAUUUGAAGAGGGCAAGCCCCGGGAGUGUCAGGAGUGAGGUGGACAGCGACGGCGCAGAGGACAGACCACACGAAUCGUUGAGUCCACAAUCAGAACAAAUAACAAAUUCAUCGUCAGUACCAGAUCCCAACAUCAGGAGAUACCGCACAGCGUUCACAAGAGAGCAGUUAGCUCGUUUAGAGAAGGAAUUUAUGAAGGAAAACUAUGUAUCAAGACCGAGACGAUGUGAAUUAGCAGCUCAGCUACAAUUGCCCGAAUCUACUAUCAAGGUAUGGUUUCAAAACCGAAGAAUGAAGGACAAGCGCCAACGUAUCGCCGUGGCCUGGCCCUACGCAGCAGUCUACAGCGACCCAGCCUUCGCAGCAUCUAUCCUCCAAGCAGCUGCAUCAUCAGUAGGCCUGCCUUACGGCUACCCUUCAGCCCCAAUGAUCCCCCCCUUCCACAACCCGCAACUUUUACCCUCGGGCUACCCGUACCCCUAUCCCUACCCCAGAUACCCGUACAUUCCACCAACCCCACCUUCCCCAGUCAACCCAGAAGGGCCAGUGAGACCCGGGUAUUCGAAUUUUAAUAUUAACGUUGAUAAGUAA
Molecule: messenger RNA, 804 nt
Organism: Pieris macdunnoughi
Lineage: Eukaryota; Metazoa; Arthropoda; Insecta; Lepidoptera; Pieridae
Source: the annotation of a GenBank genome assembly